Molecule: messenger RNA, 1433 nt
Organism: Aspergillus fijiensis CBS 313.89
Lineage: Eukaryota; Fungi; Ascomycota; Eurotiomycetes; Eurotiales; Aspergillaceae
Product: flavin reductase family protein
Exons: 2
Coding region: 136-1188 (350 amino acids)
Molecular function (GO): riboflavin reductase (NADPH) activity; FMN binding
Source: RefSeq, a predicted model, not a curated record
UAAACAUUCAGGAUGAUAUUGAGGGGCUCUAGUUAAUGCAUUGUUCUUGAUUUGUUUCUGCAACAUUGAGUAUCAAGUUCAAAUUAUCCAUAAUCCCGUCAUCAUCACAACUUCUAACAUACAAUUCACCCGAAUAUGCCUCCAUACUCUCGACACAUGCUUGCAGCAGGCCGGACUGCAGCAAGCUCCAGCUUGCUCAGAGUCCUCACCCCUGUAAUACUACCAUAUUCAAUUCCUGCUACACCCACUCCCACCGUCUCCGCAAAACCAACAUCCCACACCAUCACCACCAGCAAACGAACCCUCACCACCUCCCCCGCAACCCACCAAGAAGAACACCAAGAAGAACAAGAAGAACAAACCUCACAAAUACCCUUACCCACGCCGCCCACCCAACAGGACCUAUCAACGCAAAUCCGCCUCCUAAUGCGCCAAGUCCCCUACCCCGUUGCCAUCAUCACCUCCACCGAUCCGCACGCGCACGCCCACACCUCCGCAUCACCAUCCCCAUCACCAUCGCAUCCUCCCUCAUCCCCCACCCCCUUCCGCGGCAUGACUGUCUCGUCCUUCAACACAGUAACCCUCCACCCAACCCCAAUCAUCUCCUUCAACGUCCGCCGCCCGUCCGAAACCCUCACCGCCCUCCAGUCCUCCGGCCGCUUUCUCGUGCACCUCCUCGCCCCGCAUCCGCGCACCGCCGCCCUCGCCCGGGACUUCUCGCGCGGGAACCGUCGGCUAGGGAUCAUGCCUGCCCCGGCGACAGGAGGUGAACCAGGAGGGGAGGAGGAGGAGCCGGGGACAGCGGGGUAUGAAUUCGCGGCUCUGCCGCCCUCGCCCGUCGAAAGCGAGACCGUCAGCACCAGCACCACCAACCCCGAAGACGCACCCCCCCCUCCUCUCCCGUUAUUACGGCGCCGGAAUCCAUCCCCCGGAAGUGCUGCACACGCGAAGGACCAGGAAAAGGUGGACGAUUUCCCCUUUGUGUUCGAGUGUCGAGUGCUGCCGCAGUCGAUCCAGGUGCAGGAUCACACGAUCGUGGUGGGGAGGGUGGUGCGGGCGAUCGCCCGUCCAAAACAUGCCGGAGAAGCAGCAGCCACGAUGAGAGACCACCAUGUCCAGCAGGACGCCAAGGAUUUGUGUUUGACGUAUGCGGAUACGCGGUUUUGGGAGAUGGGGAAAGAGAUUUGAACGCCUUGUUUCCCCCUUGAGUGGUAUAUAUUGGUUGGACUUGGAUUUGUAUGUUAUGCUUGGAAGAUAGGGCUUGCGUAGGUGGCUGUUGGGAAUUGUCGGGUUGGUGGAGUUGGAGUGGGAGUGGGAGUGUACUGUACCUAUACCCUUGUUGAUUGAUUCAUUGGGGGUUGUUAUAUAAAGAUUUUCGAUUUACGGAAUAUAUACCAGAUGACAUAGAGGUGUGAAUGGCUCGUUGGUCUAAG